AUGGCUCAUUGCGAGCAGCGAUCUGCGGAACGGUCGAGUGGAAAGAAGGUCCAACUGUUUGAGAUGAUGCGUUGGAUAUCGCAGCCUAUGUUUGCACCUUCGAAGAAGCUGUGGACCAGGUUACAACACGAGGAUGCACGGGUCUACUGCGACCGCAGUCGGUGUGAGAGUCAAACUCUGUCCCUUGAUGCCGAUCUUGAUUUCUUCAACCCCGUGAAUCUCGAUCGGUUUGUGCAGAUGUACUGGGAACGAUGGCACUUCAGUGGCCCAACUGUUCACAAGGCCACCUUUGACAUCAACGUGGCCGGCACCAAAACGAUCUUCGCCUUCACACUGACGCGCGCCUUCAUGUCAAAUGAAGAAGCCGACGUGGCAGGAGCAAGAAGCUGGCUAGACGUCGCGGAAGAGUUGAUCUUCCAACGUCCGUUACUGUCGGAGCAUCCAGAGGCUCCUGACUUCCAGGGCGGAGUCAUGUCGUUGCGUGACCGACUAGACUUGAUACGGGCUGCUCUACUGAUAUGUGUCCUUCAGCAUUGGGAAGGCUCAGAAGCGUCACGAAAGCGGAUCCGGCGGUCACGCCUCUCAUCGAUCAUCUUUGCUACAAGAGAGAUCGGCUCCGGAGAAGCGAGGCACCCGAGUGAUCUCAAUCUCGCACUGAGGCACGUGGACUGGGAGGAAUUCAUUCUGAAGCAGGAGUUGAUCAGAACACAGACACCCAUCUUUCUUCUCGAUGCCGAAUUCAUGCUCUUUCAUAACGUGCCGCCACGAACUGGGAUUGCGGAGCUGAACUUCCCCUUCACCUGCACAGUCUUGUGCUUCGAGGCUACGAAUCCGGACGAGUUGUGGGCUGCGACGGAUCUCGAUUCGGGAUGCUACUGA
This is a messenger RNA of Cladophialophora carrionii CBS 160.54, 879 nucleotides long. RefSeq lists its product as uncharacterized. The transcript is spliced from 3 exons. Gene Ontology annotation, molecular function: RNA polymerase II cis-regulatory region sequence-specific DNA binding; DNA-binding transcription factor activity, RNA polymerase II-specific. Bases 1 to 879 code for a protein of 292 amino acids. Gene Ontology annotation, cellular component: chromatin. Gene Ontology annotation, biological process: regulation of transcription by RNA polymerase II. The record is from RefSeq and is a predicted model, not a curated record. NCBI's taxonomy places the organism in Eukaryota, Fungi, Ascomycota, Eurotiomycetes, Chaetothyriales, Herpotrichiellaceae.